Molecule: messenger RNA, 3206 nt
Organism: Macrobrachium nipponense
Lineage: Eukaryota; Metazoa; Arthropoda; Malacostraca; Decapoda; Palaemonidae
Exons: 5
Coding region: 407-1183 (258 amino acids)
Source: RefSeq, a predicted model, not a curated record
GGGGUGACAGGGGUAGCAGCAGCGACGGUUUGAUACUGAGUGGCUGUGCUGGAGGCCAGCCAGUAACUGUUGAGCUCUUGAGCCCAGCCUGGAAUAGUAAGCAAGUGGCCCUUGGAGGCUGAGGAAGUGCCGAAAAUAUCCGAGUGGUUUUAAAAUUUUCAGUUAAGAGCAACUUAACUGGUCUAAGUUUUAACAUGAAGGUCACAUGAUCAUCGGUAUGAUGGUGGAGUAGACGUGAAUUACGAGUAAAUAAAAGUUAUUAAGUUUAGUACACGUUUCGUUUCUUACGUAAAUGUUUCCGGAAUGAUAUAAGGGAAACAGCCAUGAACGCUUAGACCUAGAAAAACAUAAGCCGAAACGAUUUCGAUUUCUUCCCCGAGGACCUGCAUCGAAGAAAUACUCCACAAUGGCGAACUUUCGCAUGUCUGCAGUUCUCAUUGACGUUUUGCUUGUAGCUGUCACAGUGGCUAAUCCUGCACUAGGGAAUAGUGCCUGUCAAAAUGCCAACUGCGCCAUCAUAUGUAACAGAAGCAACAGAACUACAUAUAAGCCCCAGUUGUGUGAAACCUGCAAAUGUUCAGGUGAAGGUGCCAGUAGCAGUGACCUCUCCGACCCUGAUUCCCUCGAAAAAAGAUUAGAUGCAGUGGAAACAUCGCUGUUUCAACUGAAGGUGAUGACGGGUGUGCUUCUGGCCGUAGUGUUAAUACUGCUAUUGGCAUUUGUAUUAUUAUUUAUCCAGCGCUUGAACACACCUCUCCUGAAGUUGAAGACUGUUUUAUUCUGCAAGAAGAAAGCUCCUCGGACAAAUAGUACCAUCGGAAACCCGCCGCCAACCGUGGGCAGAUUGGCCAACCACCAGAGUGACUGUAGCCCUCACCUGCGACGAGCUACGGAAUCCAAGCCGUCGACGCUUGGUGACACAAGCUUAGAACCUCUACCUCGUCCCUACAGAGUACGCCAACCUUCAGAAUCGACUUGUCCUGAGGAGGGGAAUGAUAUCCCCCAACAAGGCUAUGACAACUUCGGUCUUUCAACCUCCACCAUUGACGCCAACGCACUUCACAACACUUCCAACUCUUCAAUGGAUACUCUGGGCCCCGCCAUUUCGACAAACACCCUGCACACCACUUUGCCUUCCUUGAACCACUCACCUUUAAAUGGUCAUGUUAAUGCGAGAAUAUGAAUGUGAAAUUCAAUCGCAGAAAAUUCUUUUUAUGUAUGUCCUAGUUGGCAGUGCCAAGGGCAGGUUAUACUAUACACUAAAGGCCAGCCUUGUUAUUAGGUAAUGGCCGAAUGAUGGUGGCUAUAGGUACUAUUUUAUAAAGUUAGCAGUCUAACUCCACUGAAAGUGCAAUAUAUUCAGUUUCAUAGGGUUAUUAGGUACUGUAUAGUCUGUGCCAUUGAGCCUUGUGAGGGAGUUCGUGGAAUUUACUUUCAGCUCCAUAUCAUGAUGGUAGUGUUUUCUUUUUCUAUCUUUCUUUUUUGUGAUAUGCCUGUACGAUACCUACUAUGGAUUAAGGUUGGGUCAUUGGACUAUGGCAAAUUCAAGUUAAAGAAUGGCCUAAGCAUAAGAUAAAACCUACACGAUUGGCCUGUGAACAGUAGUCCAGUUUUACUAACAAGAUUCUUGUACCACCUACUUAUGGGUUGAAGUGCAAAUGGAUGAAAGACAACCUGUAAGUAUUCAUAUUCUAAGACAUUAGUACUCAGAUAUGCAAUGAGCUUUGAUGAACAGUGUUAACAUUCUAUGUUAUUUCACACAAGACCUAAAAUUGUUUAGCAUAAAUCAACAUGUUUGUGAAUUUAUGAGUUUUGUCACCUUUGUAGAGAAUAGAUUUAACCAGAUUGAAUGUCCAGACAUGAAAUUUUCAGUGAUCAAAAGUUUAUCAAAUAUACUAUGUACUACAUGGUGUCAGGUAUACAGUCAUGGUGUGAAUACAAAGAUGUACAGUAUUUUUGAUAAAUGUACUUUAUACUAUAUCUAUAUAAGUUUUGAUGAACAUUUCUAUGUAUACAAGUAGAGAAGUUUUAUUGGAUUUUUAUCAAAGCUUUGAAGCCUAUUUACAUACAUUUUGCUAUUUUUAACUAACUUCCAAAGCAAUAUAGGGAAAUAUUUAUAUUUUAACCCUUGAGGCCUGGGAAUUUGAUCAAAACUUUAUAGUACACACUUUUGUCAAGGGCAGAUCCCAAAGAAACAAGCCACAUUUGUUUUAGGAAAUUAUCACAGUAUCUUAAUUUGAUAUUACACAUCCACAGACAACAUUUCUAUCAAAGUUGGAUACUUGUUUGUUUCAACCAUUUUAGAAGAGAGAAAAUUCUUUUAAUUUCCAUGUAAUCCACCCAGUGCCUGAAGUCUGACUUUACCCUCCCGGCAGGGGUUUUUCUCUGUGUGUGUGUGUAACUUGCUGAAGCCAGAUGAGGCUAUUUUGUAAAAGAAUGCAUCAAAUGCAAGAAAUUACAUGGGAGAAAAAAUUGAAAAGGAUUGCAGAAAACAACAAUGAACAGAAUGAAAGAGGGAGAGCUAAAUAUGAAUUAGAUGUCACAAAGCAUCAAUCUAAUUUCUACUAGAAUGAUACACCCAGAAGGAAAGAAUUGGAUACUACAUAUACUAAUAUAUAAAAUGAUCAUUUGUAAGAGCCAGUACUUGUAUGUACUCUUAUUAUAUUUGGAGAAUGAGUCUAACCUAAAUUGCGUGCAUGUGUUUGAGCUCUUACCAUGGUAAAUUUCAUUGCAGAUCAAACUAAUGCUCCAGGACAGGAAACUAUUAGUGUUUGCAUGUAAUCUGAGACCCUGAUCAUUAAAAUCACAGACCAGUGGCUCAGAACUCUCUCUCCCAUCCCCUGAAAUCGCUGUGGACCGCAAACUACUGUCCAGAGGACCCACAUCAGAUAUCAGUUAAGUUUUGGCAUCAUUAUCCCAGGCCUUGAGUUGAACAUAGAGAUUUUUGUUUUAGCUCAUAAGUUGCUCAAUUUUGUAUCUUCAAAGCCUUGUGAUUGUUGACAUUAAUUUUUUUUGAGAUUUUAUCAUACUUUUUAAUAAUCUACAUAUUGAUGUGGGAUUGUAAUUCAAGUACAAGUGUGGUUGGCUUUUGAGAUAUAUUGUUUGACAUUGAAAGCGUUUCCUGUUACAUAUCACAUGGGAUGUGAUCCAUGUUAGCUGUUUCAGAAUAAAAUGGCUCCUUUGUCAGGCUUAGGAUUCAAACAGUG